Zootoca vivipara (common lizard) is the source of this 4021-nucleotide messenger RNA. Lineage: Eukaryota; Metazoa; Chordata; Lepidosauria; Squamata; Lacertidae. The record is from RefSeq and is a predicted model, not a curated record.
GAUAGGUUUGAUCUUCUUGCAGUCCAUGGGACUCUCAAGAGUCUCCUCCAGCACCAUAAUUCAAAAGCAUCAAUUCUUCGACGAUCAGCCUUCUUUAUGGUCCAGCUCUCACUUCCAGACAUCACUACUGGGAAAACCAUAGCUUUAACUAUACGGACCUUUGUAGGCAAGGUGAUGUCUCUGCUUUUUAAGAUGCUGUCUAGGUUUGUCAUUGCUUUUCUCCGAAGAAGCAGGCAUCUUUUAAUUUCGUGACUGCUGUCACCAUCUGCAGUGAUCAAGGAGCCCAAGAAAGUAAAAUCUCUCACUGCCUCCAUUUCUUCCCCUUCUAUUUGCCAGGAGGUGAUGGGACCAGUGGCCAUGAUCUUGGUUUUUUUGAUGUUGAACUUCAGCAGACCAUAUUUUGCGCUCUCCUCUUUCACCCUCAUUAAAAGGUUCUUUAAUUCAGAUAGCUUUCCUCCUCUUUUCCUUAAAUAGAACUUAAUGCACCUUUACCAAGUGCAUAAUGACAAUAACCACACACACACCAAACAAAAAACAGGUGGAGGCGGAGGUUUCCCAGCCUGUACGUGCUUCACCUAAAUUUCGUAUUGUGCUGCUGCUGUUAAGGUACAAGCGCCCGUCCCAUUACGGUAGUAAGCCUGCUUUUGGCUAGUGCCUUGUGAUGGCUUUGUGGUGCCGGAUCUUAUAACAUUUCUUUUAAAAAAGAGAAGCAGCACCCCAGUGUCCCCUUCAACCAACCAACCAAAAAUAAAUAUUCCUGCAGAAAGAUGCAUAUUAUAAAAAGCAAACCAUAGCUACCGGUAUGUCUAUAAGAAGAAUAUACCAAGCUCCACAGUUGGGUAAUAACCUUUACAGUAUUAGGGUCAACCUCACAAAAAAGGGGACAAGCUUUAGAAUUUCCCAGAUAAUUUAUGGAGAACUUGAAAUCAUAGCCCGUUUCUGUGACUUUUUUGUUUUCCCUUAUUUUUUUAAAAAAGGUCUUUAAACUUUGCAACUUAAACUUGCAACUUCCUAACUGAAACUGAAACUGAGGGUUCCAGGUCUGAUAGGAGCUGAGGUGACCUUGGGCCAGUAUCUCAGUCCACCUUGCAAGGUUAUUGUUGGGAGUGGGUGGGGAGAACCAUACAGGCCAUUGUGACCUUGCAGGAGGUGGCAUAUAAAUGUAAAAAGUAAAAAAAUAAAAUAAAGGGCCGUCCUUCUUUGCAUGAUUUCCCUCCCUCUGCCCAGCUUCAUCUCGGACUCAUGAAAAUAUUGCAAGCAAGAGUGCUCCUGAGCACUUUUUCUUCGGUAACUGCAGCCAGUCCUGGCACAUCAAGAUUCAGGGAGGAGGGCUAAUCCCUAGGUGAGGAAGCCGGGCAAAUCGGAAGUCGCUUGAAGACACCCACAAUACGUUUCUUUUGGAAACCUGAGCACCAAGUUUACCCCGUGUCCAUUUCUAUUUAUUAAUUUUAUUAUUAUUAUUUUAAUUUGUUAACCACCCUUCGCUCUAAGGCCCUGGGCUGGGUUGCAGCCAUUUAAAAUACAGCGUUAAAAGCAACUUUAAAAUUACAAUCACAAAAAAUAAAAAGAAACAGUAGCAUCUUAUAAAAAGUACCAUUGCUGGGCUUUAUUGGAAAAGGUUCUGUUUUUCAGGCAUUAAAAUAGUUAGGUGUAGAAUGUGAUCCUAUGUGUGAUUAUUCAGAAGCAAGACCCCCUAUUAGUACUAAUGUCUUAUUAAAACACCUGAAGCUGCUAAAAGAAUGAAGAAUCUAGGACCACUUUAACAAAUUUAUUUAGGGGUCCACCUGGCAUCAUCAUAAAACAUCUUUUUGGUGCUAAGCUAAAACUUGAUGGAUUAUGAUUAGCUGGAUAAUGGCCUAUUUGAUGAAAUAUGCUGCAGGGAGGGGGUUCUGCUGGGUCUGUUUAUGGAUUAUUGAAAUGGUGUUACUGAAAUGUAUUGUUAUGGUCUGUUUCACAAGCCAAGGUGGGCUGGAAUGACAGUUAUUUGAAAUACUGUGCUGUGUAAAAUAAAAAGAAGAUGAUUCAUGCAGUAGUUGAGGAUCUCUGUGGCGUCACUGAGGGCACGCCAUUUUAGCAGGUGAGACAUAGCUUUUGCAAAUGUCCUCAGUGAGAAGUGGUCUUGAAAACAUGUUUUUGGGAGUGAGGAGUCCAAAUGCUCUUUUAUUUUUGUGAUUUAGAGAACAUUUCCCUUGGUAAACCUACAAUGGAAGAAGAAGCCCAUAAACUGCUUUCGGAAACUGAAUAAUUUCAAUUUUUAAUGUUUUCUAAGCAAUUUUACACUCAUUUUACAUACAAAACUAAAUUACGGUAUAUUAAUUCAACUGAAUUCCGCAGUCGUGUUGAAACUUUUAAGCACCCCUCAUUUUUGGAAUUUGGCAGGCAGAUUCAUGCAAGCCCUGAACACUUGCCAAGAGAGAAUAUGUGUUCCUCAUUCUGGUUUUAAAUUGUUUGUUUGAAAAUUAAAGGUGAUGCAAGAAAGGACUGAACUAAAGAAGUAUGAAGUUUCCCUGCCUUUCCUUCCGGCAACCUUAUGCUGGGUUGGUUUUAAAUGAAGUAAAAACAAUAGAGACCCGUUGGCGACCAUUGCUGGCCCAGUACGAGUCCUGUACCAUUGCUGUCCACAUUGCUUUUAAAGACUGGGACGACAAAGCCUGGAAAGACAUCCUCACAAACAGGCUUGGCAUGACAGUGACUCAAAUUGAAGAACUAUUGGAUGCAGGUGAAAGGUUUGGAAGAGGUGUUGUGGCAGGACUAAUUGACAUUGGGGAGACAUCACAGUGCCCAGAACUCUUGCCUUCUGAAGACAUUUUGUUACUAGAAAAUAAAGCUAUCCUCUCUGGCCUGGAGCAGAAAUACCUGACAGUUAUUUCAAACCCCAGAUGGUUGUUGGAACCUAUUCCUACACGAGGACGCAAAGAUGUAUGGCAGGUGGACAUCCCAGAGGAACUAAUUCCUUCUUUGGACUACUCCUGAAUAUUUUUUCUUUAUGGUCCCUUAACUCUACAUUUUCCAAGCUACUAAAAUGGAAUAAUUUUCUUCUACUGACCUUAAUAUAGACCACUAUUAUAAAGUGAGCAAGUGCCUGAUACCUUGGUGUGAUCACUCUUGCAACAAUGGAAUAGUUGGCGUCACCAGUAAAACUAUGCUUUGUUGAAGCUUCUUAGAUGUGGAUUAUUGUGAAUGACCCAUCUUAGGUCCAAGCUACAGGUGAAACUCGGAAAAUUAGAAUAUCGUUGAAAAGUGCAUUUAUUUCAGUAAUGCAACUUAAAAGGUGAAACCAAUAUAUGAGAUAAAUGCAUGACGUGCAAAGCAAGAUAUGUCAAGCCUUUAUUUGUUGUAAUUGUAAUUAUUUGUCGUUAGGCAGGUCAAUUAUAAAUGGAAUGUAAUUAAUGAAAUGUAAUAGCGAUGUUUAUUUUUGUAUUAUUGUAACUAUUUGUUUUAUUACUGUGGAAUUUCCAAAAGAAAGCAUUUGUAAAAACUAAAAUAAAAAUAAAAAAAAUAAAGUUGCAUUACUGAAAUAAAUGUACUUUUCAACAAUAUUCUAAUUUUCCGAGUUUCACCUGUAUCUGAAAGACCAUAUCCUCCCGCGCAAACCUGCCCAGAUGUUGAGAUCUUCAUGGGAGACGUUUCUCUUUGUUCUGCCACCUUCACAGACAUGCUUGGAGGGGAUGUGGUGGAGGGCCUUCUUGGUGGCUGCUCCCAGACUUUGGAACUCCCUUCCUAGAGAAGCUAGACUGGCUCCCUCCUUGCUGUCCUUCUGCCAACAGAUGGAAGACUUUUUUGUUCCAACAGGCUUUGGGAAACUGACUGCUUUUAAUGAAAGGGCUGGUGCCAUGCUGUUUUUACUGUAAUUAUUGGCAUGUUUCAAACAGGUAUUAAAUAUGUAUGUAGUUUUAAUUCUAUCAUUGUUUAAUUGUAUUUUAAUAAUUUUCGUGUUUUUAGUGGUUCUUGUUUUUAUCUGUAAACCAGCUUAAGUUCCAUCGGGGGGAAAGAGGGGUAUAAAUAAACACUAUUAUCAUCA